Molecule: messenger RNA, 2316 nt
Organism: Hemibagrus wyckioides
Lineage: Eukaryota; Metazoa; Chordata; Actinopteri; Siluriformes; Bagridae
Gene: pkmyt1
Product: protein kinase, membrane associated tyrosine/threonine 1
Exons: 8
Coding region: 286-1887 (533 amino acids)
Biological process (GO): protein phosphorylation
Molecular function (GO): ATP binding; protein kinase activity
Source: RefSeq, a predicted model, not a curated record
GGCGCGUGGCAGAGAAUUUUGAAACUUGUUUGCGGCGCGAGAGCAGGAGAAAAAAAACGUAGAGAGAGAGUAGCAAGUUAGCAUUUCAGAUUUUUUGUUUAUUAAAAAGCUGAGCCAAGCAGUGUUUGUGUUAGUAUCUCACUAAAUAAAGUAUUGUGAAUGGCUAAUAAUGACACGUGAGAGGUUUGUCGGGAGAGUUAUGGAUAUUGUUGACAAACAGCUGUCAGAGAAGGCUAGCUAGCUGCGGGGGCUAACAGAACACGAAUUUUCCCGGUGAUGUGAUCCAUGGCAGUGGGUGAGGAAACCAAAACCGUGGGCACUCCGCUCCCUCUACCUGUCCACUUCAUGCAUGCUGAGCAGUCUUUCUCCCUGAAGAAGCGCCGUCUCCCGUUCUCCUCGUCCUCCCGCUCCUCAUCAUCGGUCUCUCCCUCUCGACACCACUCUCAUCUGCUCCCUCCUCGGCCUCCGUCGAAAGGCUGUCCUCCCCUGAGCCGGGUUUUCCCUCAGCGCCGGUCCCGCUGGACCCCGCUGUCUCAGGCUCUGAUUGAAAGACCGCCACCGGUUUCCGUCUAUGACCCAGGCAAGCCACAGUCCUUCUUCAGCCAGUGCUUUGUCAACCUUGGCCUCAUUGGGCACGGUUCGUUCGGAGAGGUUUACAAGGUCCGUAGUGUCAUAGAUGGGCGUGAAUAUGCGGUGAAGCGCUCCGCCCAGCGUUUCCGCGGUGAUAGCGAGCGAGCACGCUGUGUUCGAGAGGCUCUGAAUCACGAACGCCUCCAUCGUCAUCCUCAUGUGCUGGGCUUCAGUGCUGCCUGGGAAGAGGCAGAGCGGCUCUACAUCCAGACUGAGCUGUGCUGCACGAGUCUGCUGCUGCACGCCGAAACACAGCCCAUGACAACAGGUGAGCAGUGUGCAUGGGAUUACCUGUGUGAUCUGCUGCUAGCUCUGGGUCACUUACACUCACAAGGGUUUGCCCACCUCGACCUUAAACCAGCCAACGUGUUCCUCACUCACUCCGGCCGACUGAAAUUAGGGGACUUUGGCCUGCUGCUGGAGCUGGAGCAGGGGACAGAGAAGGAGCAAGUUAUGGCACGAGGGAAGAAGGAGAAUGCUGAUGCACAGGAAGGAGAUCCACGCUACAUGGCUCCUGAACUACUCAGAGGAGAAUACGGAGCUGCAGCAGACAUCUUCAGCCUUGGUGUGUCCAUCCUGGAGCUGGCGUGUAGUAUAGAGGUUCCUAAAGGAGGAGAGGGGUGGCAGCAGCUCAGAAAGGGCUAUUUACCCUCUGAGCUCACUAAUGCCCUGUCCCCGGAGCUGCAGCAUGUCCUCAGGUUGAUGUUAGCUCCAGACCCCAGAGACAGAGCUUCAGUGGAGCUGCUCCUGUCUCUACCAUCUGUCCGCAAACACAGGUGGAAACGCCAACUCUCCCUCCGACUCAGAGAGGGCUGGCUGUCUCUACUCACUCUGGGCCAGUAUGUCUUCUCUGCACUCUUCAGCCUGCUCUCGUCCCUAAAUCUUCCCCUGAUUCCCCGCUGUGACCCUCCUGCUCCCCAUACGCCCCCUCGGGAUUCCUGGCACGUAGACAGUGACCUCAGCAUCCUGCAGCACAGCAGUGCUCUUUCUGAUUCAGCUAGUGAUGAUCCAGUGUUUCUGCCAGGACCGCAGGUUCUAGAACACUCACCUUCAUUCGUACACAGACUCCAGCCCAGAAUCUCAGUAGGAAGCACCUCCACGCCAAUCCCAACCUGCAGUCCUGCACACAGUCCCUCACACACCUCCUUAAACACUCACUCGCCCCGGCUCAGUCCCAUCUGCUUGAGUUUGGUGAAACACUCUGAGCGCAGCUUUGAACCCAAAAACCUGCUCACGCUUUUUGAUGAAGCUCUCUAGAGAGCGAGCCAUAACAAAAGAUAAUGUGUUGUAUUUAGUUUCUAUAAACAAUCAGAAAAUUGUUGCAAAACUUCACACAUUCUGGCAGUUUAGACUUCUGUGUUUUCUGUGGGUUUUUUUAAGACUUUAAAGGGUUAAGAUUCUGUAUUAUAUGUUAGAAUGGUGCAAUGGAUCUAAAUGUUGCUGGGGUUUGUUUAUUUUCUUUUUUUUAACUCUGUAAAUAUGGGUGACUUUUGUGAUGAUUUGUGUUAACAUGUGUGUAUCAUUUGUGAAGCUGUUGAUGACUAAAGAUCAAAUUGUCCUGACUUGUCCUCACUUUAUUUACAUAACGUCCAAAUCCAUGACCACGUGAACACACCACAGAGCUCCUGCAGCCCACACACUGAAACCACCAGGCCAUCUUAAAACAUGAUAUACAACAAAACCAUC